UCGUAAACUGGGAGAACUGUAUACCGCGGAAAAAUCUGUCGGUUGUAAAUAUUUUCUUUCAGUGUGUAGUGUUUUUGUACAGCGCUGGUGUGAAUUUAUAGUGUACUGUGGCUUAUUAAUUGGAUUGUUGUGAAUAUACCCUGUGCUGUGAUUAUUAGGAACGAUGCAAAAGGUUCAUCAUGAAUGGUGAUUGGAUGUGUGGAGUGUUUGUUGUUGUCGCGUCCCAUUUAAUUUGUGACAGCAAUCUCAUUGUAUACUAAGUGUAGAACUAAGCAUGUGCAAUUUUGGAUAACACGUAAUUUAUAGUUUUAAACGGAUACUUAAAAAAAUAAAGAACAAUGGAUGAUUACCAGGAAGGGGAUUUGGUAUGGUUCGAUCCGGGGAUCGGCUACCUUCUACCCGGAGAAGUGGUCGAUUUCUCCAAACCAGCACAAGUCAUCACGGUACAAGCUCUCAUCUCUGGAAAGCCUCAGAAUUUCACAUUACAUAAUCUGGAAAGUGUGAAGAAAAGGCAAGAUCUUGGCCCCAAUGGAUUCGAAGACAUGAUUGAGUUGGUUGAUCUCAAUGAAGCAUCUCUACUUUGGAAUUUAAAAAUUCGUUAUGAUAAGGAAAUGAUAUAUACAUAUACGGGUAGUAUUUUAGUUGCUGUCAAUCCUUACAAGAUGUUCGAUAUCUAUGGCUUGGAGAUGGUGAAAAAAUAUGAAGGUCAAAUUCUAGGGACUUUGCCACCCCAUCUCUUUGCCAUAGGAAGUUCAGCUUAUGGGAAAAUGAGUAAGGAUAGUGAAAAUCAAGUGGUCGUUAUCAGCGGCGAAAGCGGAGCGGGAAAAACGGAAAGCACGAAGCUGAUAAUGCAAUACCUGGCGGCAGUGAAUAAGUCUCCCAGCACCCUCAUAACAGAACAAAUCUUGGAGGCCAACCCUUUGCUGGAGUCGUUUGGGAACGCCAAAACAGUCAGAAAUGACAAUUCCAGCAGGUUUGGGAAGUACAUGGAAGUUCAUUUCAAAGAUGGAGUUAUAACAGGCGCCAGAAGUACCGAGUACUUAUUAGAAAAAUCGAGAAUCGUCACACAGGCUUCGGACGAGCGGAACUACCACGUCUUCUACGAAAUGCUGAGUGGUUUGUCGGACACGGAAAAAGAGAAAUACGGCCUGCAGACUGCGGACAAUUACUUUUACCUCAACCAGGGGGGAUGUUUCAAAAUCAAAUCGAAAGACGACGCCGAAGACUUCCGUGCCCUCCUGGCGGCCAUGCAGGUGCUUAGCUUCACAUCUGAAGAACAAGACACCAUCUUCAGAAUUCUUGCUUCGGUGCUUCAUCUGGGAAACAUUUACUUCCACAGAAAACAGCUGAAACAUGGACAGGAAGGUGUGGAAAUCGGCAGCGAUGCCGAAAUACGAUGGGCAUCUCAUCUGCUGCAAUUAUCCUUAGACGGCAUUCUACGAGCCAUGACAACAAAAACGACAGAAGCCAGAAAUGAGCGCGUUGUAACUCCACUCAAUAUUGAUCAAGCUUUGGAUGCCAGAGAUGCCAUCGCCAAAGCCUUGUAUUCCAGUCUCUUCUCUUGGCUCGUCCAACGAGUCAAUAACAUUGUAUUCAAAGGACCCAGGAAGACAUCUAUAGCCAUCUUAGACAUCUUUGGUUUCGAAGACUUCAAAGAGAACAGUUUCGAGCAGCUGUGCAUCAAUUACGCCAAUGAGACGCUCCAGUACUACUUCAACAAGCACGUCUUCAAGCUGGAACAGCAAGAGUACGCCAAGGAGCGGAUCGAGUGGCAGCCCAUCAACUACCAGGACAACCAGCCCGUGCUCAACCUCAUCGCUAAGAAACCUGUUGGUAUACUGCCUCUGCUCGACGAUGAAAGCAACUUUCCGAAGGCAACUGAUCUGUCUUUCCUGGAGAAAUGCCACUACAACCACGCUUUGAACGAACUGUACAGCCGCCCACGAAUGUCCUCCAUGGAAUUCGGAGUGAAGCACUACGCCGGCCAGGUGUGGUACUCGGUGGACGGCUUCCUCGACAAGAACAGGGACACUCUCAGAGGGGUGGUCGUCGAGUUGCUCAUCAGCAGCAAAUUACCAAUGAUAUCUAAGAUGUUCCAAGAGCUUCGAGACACCGCGGAAGCCGCGAAGACCAUCAGCAAAAGCAAUGGGCGAUUCGUGACUAUGAAGCCCCGGACGCCAACCGUCGGGGCUAGGUUCCACGAUUCUCUGCAGUCUCUAGUAGACCAAAUGGCAAAAUGCCAUCCAUGGUUCGUUCGUUGUAUCAAGCCUAAUAACGAAAAAGCCCCCAUGAAAUUCGACAUGCUCAUAGUUUUAGAACAGCUGCGAUAUUCUGGUAUGUUAGAAACAAUUAGUAUCCGAAAAACAGGAUAUCCAAUUCGAAUGAAAUUCCAGCAGUUUGCCGAAAGGUAUCGAUGUAUCGUUCCCGGAAGACUUCCUCGUGGCUCGCCGUCAAGGGAUGUGUGCCGCGUCAUCCUUGAUAAAAUACCCGGCUCCAAGGAUCAGUAUCAGCUUGGGAGCUCUAAGGUCUUUUUGAGGGAAUCGCUCGAGCAAGCCCUGGAGAAGGAACGAGUGAAUAUCCUGCGUGGAUCCGUGGUCACCAUCCAGCGAUAUGUGCGGGGAUAUCAGGCGAGGAAGAAGUACAAGCUCAUGCGACAGAGUGCCGUCAAGAUACAGACAUCAUACAGGGCCUGGACCGCCAGACGCCGCUAUCGAAUCAUUCGAAAAGGAAUCAUCAGGACGCAGGCCAACUAUCGGAUGUUACGCCAGAAAAGGGAAUACGACAAAAUCAAAGCUAUUUUGGCGAGGAAGCGGGAGGCAGAUCGACUUGCCCUGGAAAGGAGCAAAGAACGCGCGAACAAAGAAGAGCAGGAACGGGCCUCGAGGGCUGUGGCUGGAGUCAACCAUCUCGAAAUUCCUGCCGAGCUGGCCUUCAUAUUCAGCAAGUUGGAUGAAUGGCAAUGUAUUCACAACGAGAGGAAUGUCACCAAAGUUGUUGGGGAAGUCGCUAAACCUGUCAGUCCCGAGUAUCGGUUGCCUUCUGAUAUAGACCAGCAUGCCUUCACCAAAUUCACUAAUGUCUACUUUAAGGCACACAUUUGGGGGAUGAAAAGAGAGCCAAUCAAGACGCCAUUCCUCGCCAAGACCAAUGAAUCAGACUAUCAGUGUUCGCUAGCUCUAUUCAAACUGAUUCUCCGCUUCAUGAACGACAACAACCUGAACGGUAAAAAAGAGCGCAUCCUGGGCGAUUACAUCGUCCAGAAGGGCCUGCUGAACGAAGCGAUGAGAGACGAGAUCCUCUGUCAACUGUGCAACCAGACCUGGAAGAACGACAACGAAGCCAAUAACGAGCGGGCCUGGAUCCUCAUGGCCAACUGCCUCAGCUGCUUCGCCCCUUCCAGGCAUCUCUACAAAUACUUGCUCAAGUACGUCUCCGACCACGCUUAUGACGGGUACAAGGCGCACUGCCAAAGAAAACUUCUUCAGGGACAGAAGUUGGAUCCCGAAGGUAGGAGAACAUAUCCACCUAGCCUCCUGGAAUGGAAGUCUAACACCAGGAGAACCAACAUGGCUCUCGAAGCGAAGUUUGCAGACGGUGGCAGCAUGUACGGUCCCGUGGAGUCGCUCACGACAGGGGAGGAAUUCGCUGCCUCUUUGCUCAAAGCCAGGGGUAUUGACGACUGCUACGGGUGGACUGUGGAUUUGGACGACGACGGAGAUUUGUACGAACUGAACGGUUACGACUACGUCCUCGAUCUGAUCUCUGAAACCGAGGUCCCGCCCGCUUUCCCUGUCUGCAAAUCCUUCUUCCUCGUGUCUGCCAAUAAGAACAAAAAGACCAAAUACUCGUCUGCAACAUGGGCAGCAUCGCCUCACAACCCUGAGCGUAUCAACACAUUCGAAAUCGACAUCGAUGAGUCCCCACCAGCGCCCAUCCGGUACAAACAACCAAUCAAAUCCCGUUCCAUCGACGACAUCACAAGGGCAGACCAGCAUUCUUCGCACGAAUAUCUUACAAGAGAAAGAAGAAAAGAACGCAUCCGAUCGAGUUCACACGAACGGCUUCUGGACGACAUUGGAAGGAUCGACCCUCCCUUGUCCAAGACCAGUGCCCUCAACGAUCGGUACUUCGAGAACGGCAAGACGACCCGAUCCGAUCUCAUCGUAGACGAAACUCAUCGUUCCAGAUCGAGACCUGAACCCAUCGGAUCCAUGUUGGGGCUGUCCAAGAGCAAAUUGAACGAGCGCUACCAAGAACGGGAGGUGCCAGGACUCUCGGAAACGAGUAAACUCAACAAGCGCUAUUUGGCGCCUAAAAAUAAUACUUCCCAGCAACGCCCCGAGGAGGAGCCUCACCACUCAAAGUCCGCACAGAGUCCUCCCAGCAAUGCUUGGCAAGAUGAACUCGGAUUGGCGUCCUCGGCUCUCAACGACCGCUACUUCUCUCGCCAAGAACUCAUGAAGCAGACCAAGACAGAUGCCAGCGACGCUGGAAGUCGAAGAGGAGAAGGCAGUGUUAUUCAUGGGCAAACGCCCAGUAUUGAUGAGUCCAGUAAAAUCAAUGGUCACUCGCCUGACAUGAAUGGUAGCGGUAACAACAGAGACGCCAGCAACUCAUCCCAGGCUUCUAACGACGCCAUAGAUUUCCCAGAAUUCGACUUCCCAGAAAAUGGCGAUGAAGAAGAAGAGAUCGAGCCGGACGAUUACCUGCCAGAUCCGGACGGUUCCAGAUGCAGCAGGACCACCGAGUCGACUCGUUAUGUGAAGUAUGGGGGCAAGCAACAGGCUGUUAAAGGCCAUUCUCAUUCUACGAAGGCACACAUCGAUCGGAACCGUGACGACUACAGCAGCGUUGGGGGGCCAAAGAGUUCUGCUAUGUCCGACACUUCGGAAGCACCCUCUCUGGCAUCCCACGUCAAAAACGUUCGCAUACCUUCCCACACCUCCGAUCUUGACCAGUAUCUUGAUGAUCUCUUCAAUCCUGUUCUUGAUGGAAAUCUGGAUGAACUGAGUGAUGCAAGAUCUCUGGCAGCUUCUAUCAAAGGAGGGCGAAGACCAGAAUCUGUGUCUGUGUACAACAAAGAUUCGUCCGAAAUUGAUCCUUACAACAUCCUAGACGAGCUGCUCCCAGAACCACCAGAGGAGGAAUUCAGCAAUCUCAACAACCCUGAAAGCCUUGCCAAAGCUCUGAAGGGCGGUGGCAAGGCCGUCGGUGGUGGGAUCGACACCCAGCAGCGCGGGGCCUCCAACGGUCUUCAUUCUCAAAGCAUGACACCUAAUUUGUCCACUCCCUCACCAGCCCUGCCAGGAGGAGUUGGCAACUCUUCUGCAUCUUCAACAACAGGUGGCAACAACUUGCCUCUAUACAAUUUAUCUGGCAUGACUGUUCCUAUGGUAGACGCUUCCCAACUGAUCCAGCAGCAGCUGUUGCAGCAGCAGAUGAUCCAGCUCCAGCAAAGGGCAUUCUUAGCAUCUGCUGUGCAACAAAAUCUUCAGAUUCAGCAACAUCUAAUGCAGCAAAAUCAAGCUUUGCAACAUCUUCUAUCGAAUAGCACGGUGAGCCCAGCUUCCCCUGUUCCAGUGGGUCCUUCCCUACUCGCCGAAGCGCCAUCCCUGCAGUUUCCGGGGGCUAUGUCGCCAGCUCUGGGGCCCCUGCCACCCAUCAUAACAUCCCCCAACCUUCCUUCAACUCUCUUGCAGACGACUACACCUGGUCUGAAUCCCCCCGACUUCACGAAUCUCUCCUUCAACCAGGCCUCCAUUUUCUCCGCCGGUCCAGACGCUGGGGGUUUGCCGUCUGGUCCCCCCAAGGUCAGGCCUCCAUCCCCCGUGCAGAAGACUAUCUUUCCGAAGCCCAACCUGCCGCAUGAGGUUUUCAGCGACGUUCUCAGUGAGCUGAGGAGCAAAGCAGGUGGCAGUGAGACAGUCCCUCCGUCCGCUCCUAGAUCCCAACAACACAGAAUGCUCGGUGUGCCUCCUCCCCCACCACCACCACCGCCUCCACCACCACCUCCUCCUCCCAUGUCCCCGGAUAGUCAAGCCAAAUACCAGGACAUGUACGGGAGGGCCAAGACGGUCAGAAUCGGCAAAUGGAGGUGGCCGCCUCCCAGGGACGACGGUGCGCCUCCUGUCAGUUUCCUAGAGUUCAAGCAAGCUUCCAAACAGAAAAGGGACAAAUCAGAGGAUGGGACUGAUUUUCCGGAAAUGAGUAUGGAACCCGGUUCGGGACUGAAUGGUGAAGCUUCCCUCUCCAUUGGUCAGACGUACCAGCAGCAGCAACAACAAUCGAGCCAAGAGCUCAUGAAAAAGAGCCAAAGCCUAGACGACCUGAAGGAGGAGGAUACGGACAUAGUCCGCGCUUUCGAGGGCAACGAUAAACCAUCGCCUGGCAGCAUCGGAAAGCUUAGAAUAAGCUCGGAAAUGAAAGCUAAACUCGAGCAGCUCACCAUGGACCACAGUGUGCGAUCCACCAACAAGAAAGAAACGCGGGCCAAAGUAUUUCCAAUAGAAGAACCCCAAGAUGACCAGGGAGGAAUCAAGAAACUUUGCGAGAGCCGAAAGAAUCUUCUGGAACAGAAACUUCGCGGCAGUGGCGAUUACAUGGAAGGUUCUAUGCCGCGUUCUCGCAACGAUCGCUACCAAGAAAUGCCAUACGAUCCCGAUUUACCGUCCGAAUAUCGCGGCCGAAGUCAACAAUUCGUGGUAGAGAAUCUGGUCAAAUCCCAGGUACAGAGGAUGGAACGGGCCAGCCGUGAGAUCCGAGAACUUCGGGAAGAACUGGGCCAUCCCAUGAGUGCUGUUCUACCAUCUAGGACCAGCACCCAACAGGCGACGGACUACCUUUCUGGUCAGUCUUCAUCCAAGUACUUUGGACCUCAUUCUUCCUUGAUGACUGACCACUCCAGCCAGAACUCUUCCAGAAGUAUCAUGUAUGAAGAAAGUUUGGCCAGUUCUUCAAGGAAUGGGUACAGGGAUGACCCAAGGAUGUAUGGAGGUUCGAGGGGACAUCCACCCCCACCUGUAGGCCCUCUUGGAUCGAAGAUGCACCAUCCCCCAUCAAUAACUGGUUCCUCCAGCUAUUAUGCUCCUAGCUCAGUUGUCGUGCCAAAGCACAGAGAACCGCCUGCUCCCAUAUCCCCACCUAAAAUGAUGCACGAUAGAAUGUCUGCAGAUAAAAUCGAAUUUGAAGAAAGCUCCGAAUUCUUGAAACCUAUUGACACAGCGCCUCCGAUAGUAAUGGACACCCCCGAACAAAGGACUUUGGAAAGCAUUAAAACCAAACUAUUUCCUCCAAACACUGCUCCAUCCUACAGCUACACCAAGGUCUCGUGGACUCUUAGAGUUAGAAAAGAGGUGUUCUCGCCUUCCGAAAAGCUGGACAACCCCAUUGCACUUCAUCUGGUCUUCUGUCAAGUCGUAAAAGACGUCUCGUCCUCUGCAUGCAUUCGAAUGAACAGAGAAGAAAAAAGAAAACUGCAGCAGCUGAUAGAUGGUUAUGGCAUCACGUCUUCUACUAUCCACUCCAACACUAUCAAGUUAACCAUGAAGAGAAAUGUCGUAGAUGUCGCCAAAGACUUCCCUAACUACUUUGCGAGGCUUUUCCCUAUCUCCGGUGGUCGUAAUCUACCCAAUGUCCAGCUUUUAGGAAUAUCUCAUUCUGGAGUCAGAUUGGUUCGAAGAGAACGUGACGCAAUAUGCGACUACCUCAGGGUGCUCGAUACUAUCAGUUUUGAAGAUAUAGCUGAAGUGAGUGUCCCUCGAAGCAGUACGUUACAGAUCCUUCUCAGGAACGGUGGUUGGAUGACUUUAUACUCCCACAAGGCUGAGAAAAUCAGGAACAUGGUGGAACGUUAUUGUGUGGAAGCUGCACAAGGUGGCCACGAGUAUGUGCGAGCAGUCGCUGAUUACGUCACAAGAGAGGCUACUCUUCUGAGCUUCAGAGAAAAUGACAUCAUUCGAGUUGUUAAGAACAGGAACCUGCAUCUGGACAAAGGUUGGCUGUACGGAGUAUUAGAUAAUGGAGAAUCUGGCAUUUUUCCCUGCGAAUAUGUUGCUCCACUUGGCAAGCAGGAGGCUAAGCGAGGACAAAGACGAGAGUUGGAGAGCUUGGUUCAGUCUAAGCCUCAGCAGAAAGUACGACGCGGUCAGUACAUCGAAGAUAUGGCUUCGUAUAAUUCCGAUAGCCACAUGAAUGGUACAUUGGACAGAGAAAGAGAAAGUGAACCUCCUGCUUGGAUUGAAUCCAAAAUGGAAAACUUCGAUAGCGAGGGUAGAAGUGAAGUAAACCAGUCGCCACAGCCCGCCAAUGACGCCAAAUCUUUGCUACAAUUCGCCCUCUUCAACUUCAGGGAAAGUUUAGACAAAUAUGAAAUGCUCCGCACGCGCGAUGGUUCUAUCCGAGGUUCCAUCAAAUUGAUUGAGAGCUUGAAGACAAAGAAAGGCAAGGGUAAAAAAGGCAAGGACACGUCUGACUGGACCUGGAAAGAACUCGCCGACAUGGUUAAGUACACAAAGUCUCCAUUAAUGGCAUCUUUGCUGAAAUUUGAAGCUCCUGAAUUGAACAAAUUAGCUUUAGAAUGCUUUAUUGCAAUUAUGAGGUAUAUGGGAGAUUAUCCAAUGACCAAAAACCAAACUGAAGUCGACUGUGUUUAUACUAUUCUUGUCACAUGCCAUAAAUACCCUCAGCUAAGAGAUGAAGUCUAUUGCCAAUUGAUGAAGCAAACGACCAACAAUAAAAGUCCGAAACCGGACAGCUGUCAACGUGGCUGGCGUCUGUUUUCCAUCGUAGUCGCCUACUUUGAAUGCUCGGACGCACUGAAACCGUAUCUGUUUAAAUAUUUAGAAACAGCUGCUUACGAUAAGCGAAGAGCUUACCACGGUACGGCAAUGGUUUGCUUACAAAACUUAAGGAAAACAUUCAAGUAUGGUGGCCGGAAAAAUGUACCCAGUAUAGAAGAAAUAUCAGCUAUAUCUGCGGGUCGUAAUUCGAAGAGACAAAUCUAUAGAUUGCCAGGUGGAACGGAGCGAGUCAUAAACACCAAGUCCACGACCGUCGUGCAAGAUAUCAUCGAAGAAAUAUGCACCAUCUUGAAUGUUCGAAAUCAGUUGGAAAUGGAGGAAUUCUCGCUUUACUGCAUAGUCGAAGGAGAUCCUUACACCAUGCCACUCAACAGAGAAGAGUACAUACUGGACGUCACCACAGAAUUGCUCAAAAACGGCCAGGUCUUCUACUUGAUCUUCUGUCGGUCGGUGUGGUACUACCCCUUGCGACUGGACAAUCAUCUGUACAUUGAAGUCAUCUUUAACCAAGUCGCUCCCGACUACCUGGAAGGUUUGCUCCUGGUCAUGCCAGGGGAAAGAGUGAAGGACCAAAACGUGGCUGACAUUGCGAAAGUCGCCGCUUUGUUACACAGAGCUGCUGAUAUGGAGCAUACUCCAGCCAAGGAAGAAGUGAAAUAUCUAUUACCUAAACCCAUCUUGGGCGUGCGAGAUAUUCGCCCCGCUCAGUGGGUGGAAUACGUUCAACAGAACUGGCCUCAGAUGACCGCUUUAACAACGACAGAGGCUAAGGCUCAAUGCUUAGAUAUACUUCAAAAAUGGCCUUUGUUCGGGUCUUGCUUCUUCAUUGUCAAGUGGAUUCGUGGUGAUGCUAUGCCAGUCGACCACAUUCUAGCCUUAAACAAAGAAGGUGUUCACUUCCUAGACGUAGUCACACACGAAACAACCUGGAAAUAUCCGUUUUCCGAGGUGAUUUCAACCAGAAAAGUCCGGGCUGAAGACGGCACAUUAUUUUUGGACAUGAAAUGUGGCAAUCUCAUGGUGCAGAAAAUUACACGUAUCCAGACCGACCAGGCUCACGAAGUUUCAAGGCUCAUUCGUCAAUACAUUAAUAUCGAACAAAAGCACCGUGGUGUCAGCAAUGGCGACGCCCCACACGACCUGACACUUUCCAGACAUAUCGACAAAUAACAUUCAGUUCGUCUUGAACAGAAGUGAAGACUUAACUAAGUUAUUUUUGUGGAUAUACAUUCAAUAGUGCUCACUAGAAAGAACUUCAUGGCUCUAGAAGCAAGUGGAUAGCCUAUCAAUAUCAUCCAUUUCAGUCAUUUAAGCAAAAAAAAACUUACCGAAACCUUGAGGUUGUGCCUUGGGAAAAUGAAGAAUUUUCUCGAACUAAAGACACGUAUUUGUGCUCUUCCACGUGACUUUGAAAAAAUGGAUACUACUUUCACCAAAAACUCAGUUUUGGUAUGCAGAUGUCUACUGUCUCGAACCAAGGACAUGUGAAGUUAGUAGAGCUGUUUUUAUUUCUUGUUUACCUCGUCAAGAUUACAUUCCAGAUAUAUUUUUUUUAUCAAAAGAAAGAAUUUUGUGAAUCAUGAUUUUUUUUUUUUUUUAAUUCUGUAUUCUGUAGUUCACAUGUCUCAGUUAAUAAAUGAAGAUGCUCUUCGCGAAUCGUUUUGGUUAACCAGUGCCAAAUGCAGCAAAUAGGGUUAUAUUAAUAUGAAAAACUAGGGUAUUGUCUUAACCUAGUUUAGGUCUAAUCAGAAGAGUAUGAUUGGGACCAUUUCUUUUAUAACUCUUUUGAUUUAAAUUAUUUAAAAUUUGCAGAAAAGUUUGUAUUUUUCACUGAGAAAUCUCGUCUGUAAGUAAAUGUAUAUUUAUAAAUAUCGAUGUAAGAAAAACAAUUGCUAUUUUUUAUAGUUCUUGUAAUGUGUUCUUAUUUUCAUUGAAUUUUUUUAUCUUUUAUUUCUGACAAUAAAUAUUUUACUAUCA
Molecule: messenger RNA, 10775 nt
Organism: Argiope bruennichi
Lineage: Eukaryota; Metazoa; Arthropoda; Arachnida; Araneae; Araneidae
Gene: Myo10A
Product: unconventional myosin-XV-like
Exons: 62
Coding region: 339-9968 (3209 amino acids)
Cellular component (GO): myosin complex; cytoskeleton
Molecular function (GO): protein binding; cytoskeletal motor activity; ATP binding
Source: RefSeq, a predicted model, not a curated record